AUGUCUGGGCCAGAGCCUUACCAUCACAAUCAGACACAUGCCCUCACACUUCCAGACCUCUCUGGGGCAGUUCCUACAUCCACAGAGGCAAGGGCAAAGUGUCGCAUUGCUACAUUGGAAGAGGAACUGCAAAUGAUGCAGCAAGAAAGAGGAACUAAGCAGAGAAAGAUAACCUACUAUGUGUCUCAAGGCAGGGCAAUUUGUCACAUGGUUGUUUUAUAUACUGGCUUGAAAGACUUGAUUGCCAAAAAUGAUUGCAGGUACAAGGGACACCUAGUGAACAACACCACAGAACAAGAUCACUUGCAACAUGGUUACAUCACACUUGUGCAGGUUGUGCCAUGGCUACACCACAAGCUUUCAGAACUCAACAUUGAUGACUCUGAAGAUAUGCUGAAAAAUGUCAAUGAAGAUUUCUGCCCAUCCUAUUUACUCAAGGCUAAUGACAAGCACUCACGUGGCUUUGUACAUGACACUUGUGGGAAGUUGCUCUGCCCUGCUGAGUGGGACUGGAGUGAUCCCCAAGUAAAGGCCAGUAUUCACAACCAAACAUCUGAGUAUAUUGUAUUGGAAAAUUCCUGGUCACUCUCUCUGUACAAGAACUACUCAGUUGAUAGUAGCAACCUCAAGCAAGGUCUUUUCAAGUUUAAGAUUCUGGUGAAGGCUUUCAAAGCCACACUUACAUCUCCAUCUUCUGCUAGGGAAGCUGAUGACAAUGGAGCUGAUAUACUGGAGAAUAACAGGCACACAUUAAACCAGGCUAAGGUUAAAGUAUGCAUGGCCUCAAUUAUCAAUAUGAAGAAGGUUACUCCUCACUCCAUUGUGUAUGUUGUCUGUCAAGUUCAUUUCACUCUUUCUGGUGUCACAUCUUGGUGCACCAUUGACAGUGACUUCAACUAUGAAAUGUUUUGGAACAACAUUGUGGACUUUUUCAAGGAUGUCCCUGGUCCUGUCACACAACACAGGGUAGCUCAACUUCUCAAGUGGUGGACCAGGUAA
This is a messenger RNA of Suillus paluster, 999 nucleotides long. RefSeq lists its product as uncharacterized. Bases 1 to 999 code for a protein of 332 amino acids. NCBI's taxonomy places the organism in Eukaryota, Fungi, Basidiomycota, Agaricomycetes, Boletales, Suillaceae. The transcript is spliced from 7 exons. The record is from RefSeq and is a predicted model, not a curated record.